GUGAUCUCACAGCUUCUUCUUCCUCUGGGAUACGCAAAUCUCGCUCUGUUUAUCCCAUUGAUCUGAAGAAGAAGACUACGAGGACCAAUAUCCUCUCGUCUUCCUUCUACUCUGCUUCCUGAGAUCUCCGGCGAACGAACUCGUCGGCGAUGGCGGCUGAAAAGGCGGCGAUCAGCCUCGAAGAGAUUAAAAACGAGGCCGUUGAUCUGGAACGUAUUCCAAUUGAUGAAGUGUUUGAGCAAUUGAAAUGCACCAAGGAAGGACUGUCCUCGCAGGAAGGAGCCAAUCGGCUUCAAAUAUUUGGACCCAACAAGCUCGAGGAGAAAAAGGAAAGCAAACUACUCAAGUUCCUCGGGUUUAUGUGGAAUCCCCUAUCAUGGGUCAUGGAAGCUGCAGCUAUAAUGGCAAUUGCGCUUGCAAAUGGUGAUGGGAGGCCACCGGAUUGGCAAGACUUUGUGGGUAUUAUUGCAUUGUUGUUGAUCAAUUCCACCAUCAGUUUUAUUGAAGAAAACAACGCUGGAAAUGCUGCUGCGGCUCUCAUGGCAGGCCUUGCUCCUAAAACAAAGGUUCUCAGAGAUGGUAAGUGGUGCGAGGAAGAGGCUGCAAUUCUAGUACCGGGGGAUAUCAUAAGCGUCAAGCUAGGUGAUAUCAUUCCUGCAGAUGCUCGUCUUCUUGAGGGUGAUCCUUUGAAGGUAGAUCAAUCUGCUCUUACUGGUGAAUCCCUCCCUGUCACCAAAAAUCCUGGGGAUGAAGUUUUCUCAGGAUCUACUUGUAAACAAGGUGAAAUUGAGGCUGUUGUUAUAGCAACUGGGGUCCACACAUUCUUUGGGAAGGCAGCUCACCUUGUGGACAGCACCAAUCAAGUUGGACACUUCCAGAAGGUUCUCACAGCAAUUGGGAACUUUUGCAUUUGUUCUAUCGCAGUUGGUAUGGUAGCUGAGCUCAUUGUGAUGUACCCAAUUCAGCAUCGCAAGUACAGGGAUGGAAUUGACAACCUAUUGGUCCUCUUGAUCGGAGGAAUCCCCAUUGCCAUGCCUACUGUGUUGUCCGUCACAAUGGCCAUUGGUUCUCACAAGCUCUCACAGCAAGGUGCUAUCACCAAGCGCAUGACUGCCAUUGAGGAGAUGGCUGGUAUGGAUGUUUUAUGCAGUGACAAGACAGGGACGCUCACUCUUAACAAGCUUAGUGUUGACAAGAACUUGGUUGAGGUCUUUGCAAAAGGUGUGGAAAAAGAUCAUGUUCUCCUCCUUGCUGCGAGGGCUUCUAGAAUUGAAAAUCAAGAUGCCAUAGAUGCAGCCAUGGUUGGAAUGCUUGCUGAUCCAAAAGAGGCACGAGCUGGAAUUAGAGAAGUCCACUUCUUACCAUUCAAUCCUGUGGACAAGAGAACUGCUUUGACUUACAUUGAUUCUGAUGGAAAGUGGCACAGGGCAAGCAAAGGUGCUCCUGAGCAGAUCAUGGACUUGUGUAACCUCAGGGAAGAUGCAAAAAAGAGGGUCCAUGCUAUCAUUGACAAGUUUGCAGAAAGAGGGCUUCGUUCACUUGCCGUUGCCAGACAGGAAGUGCCUGAGAGAACCAAAGAAAGUCCUGGUGGUCCAUGGCAGUUUGUUGGCUUGUUGCCACUAUUUGAUCCCCCAAGACAUGACAGUGCUGAGACCAUCCGAAGAGCUCUUAAUCUUGGAGUAAAUGUCAAAAUGAUUACUGGUGAUCAACUUGCCAUAGCCAAGGAGACUGGUAGGAGGCUUGGGAUGGGAACAAAUAUGUAUCCAUCUGCUUCCUUGCUCGGUCAAGACAAAGAUGCAAAUAUGAGUGCACUUCCUGUAGAAGAGCUGAUUGAGAAGGCUGAUGGAUUUGCCGGAGUAUUUCCUGAGCACAAAUAUGAAAUUGUGAAGAAGUUGCAAGAAAGGAAGCACAUUUGUGGAAUGACUGGUGAUGGUGUCAAUGAUGCACCUGCUUUGAAGAAGGCUGAUAUUGGAAUUGCUGUUGCCGAUGCUACUGAUGCUGCAAGAAGUGCUUCUGACAUUGUCUUAACAGAACCUGGAUUGAGUGUUAUUAUCAGUGCUGUCUUAACAAGCAGAGCUAUUUUCCAAAGAAUGAAAAACUACACUAUCUAUGCAGUUUCUAUCACUAUCCGUAUAGUGUUUGGCUUCAUGUUUAUUGCACUGAUUUGGAAAUUCGACUUCUCUCCAUUCAUGGUUUUGAUUAUAGCCAUUCUUAAUGAUGGAACAAUCAUGACUAUUUCAAAGGACAGAGUGAAGCCGUCUCCCACGCCUGAUAGCUGGAAACUCAGAGAAAUAUUUGCUACUGGAAUUGCUCUUGGAGGCUACUUGGCAUUGAUGACUGUCAUAUUCUUCUGGGCAAUGAAAGAAACUACAUUCUUCCCCGACAAAUUUGGAGUCAGACACAUUCAUGAUAGUCCUCAUGAAAUGACAUCGGCUUUGUAUCUUCAAGUCAGUAUAGUGAGCCAGGCUUUAAUCUUUGUGACCCGUUCUCGCAGCUGGUCCUAUGCCGAACGCCCUGGAUACCUGUUAGUAAUUGCAUUCAUUAUCGCUCAGCUGAUUGCAACAGUAAUUGCAGUAUAUGCAAACUGGGGCUUUGCAAGAGUACAUGGAAUUGGUUGGGGUUGGGCUGGAGUUAUCUGGCUCUAUAGUGUUGUCUUCUAUGUUCCACUUGACUUGAUGAAGUUUGCUAUCCGCUACAUCUUAAGUGGCAAGGCUUGGGUAAAUAUGCUAGAAAACAAGACUGCCUUCACUACCAAGAAAGACUACGGAAAGGAGGAGAGGGAAGCUCAAUGGGCUCUUGCUCAGAGGACCCUCCAUGGGCUUCAACCACCAGAAGCUUCUAGCAGUUUCAAUGACAAGAACAGCUACAGAGAACUGUCUGAGAUUGCUGAGCAGGCCAAGAGACGAGCUGAAGUUGCAAGGCUUCGUGAGCUACUCACACUUAAGGGACACGUUGAGUCAGUGGUGAAGCUGAAAGGUUUGGACAUAGAAACAAUUCAGCAACACUACACAGUGUGAGAAACAAGUAAUAAAUAUUUUGUUUUUUGUUUUUAGCAGAAUGGCCGCAAAAACAAUAUAAUUUCUUGAAACAAGAGACUUAGAGAAGGCCUAGCUAGCUAUUUUAUGCCUUGUUUUUAUAAGGGAGAGAAAAUCUUGUGCCAUAGUUCUCCUUUUUUUUUUAAUUUUGUUUUAUUUUUCUUUUUUUUUCCUCAUGUAUUUCUGAGCUCUGGGGAAUAAUAUUGCCUUUGCCUA
Prosopis cineraria is the source of this 3251-nucleotide messenger RNA. Its product is annotated as plasma membrane ATPase 4-like. Bases 150 to 3017 code for a protein of 955 amino acids. The record is from RefSeq and is a predicted model, not a curated record. Lineage: Eukaryota; Viridiplantae; Streptophyta; Magnoliopsida; Fabales; Fabaceae. Gene Ontology annotation, biological process: regulation of intracellular pH; proton export across plasma membrane. The transcript is spliced from 16 exons. Gene Ontology annotation, molecular function: ATP hydrolysis activity; ATP binding; P-type proton-exporting transporter activity. Gene Ontology annotation, cellular component: plasma membrane.